Molecule: messenger RNA, 1620 nt
Organism: Fusarium fujikuroi IMI 58289
Lineage: Eukaryota; Fungi; Ascomycota; Sordariomycetes; Hypocreales; Nectriaceae
Product: related to retrotransposon HobS hobase
Exons: 1
Coding region: 1-1620 (539 amino acids)
Biological process (GO): DNA integration
Molecular function (GO): nucleic acid binding
Source: RefSeq, a predicted model, not a curated record
AUGGCCUUAUGCACUACAUUAGCCACAAACCUAGUGUCAUUUACUAAGCUAAGAAAACGAGGAAUUUGGUGGAAUACAAGCCCAGAAAACAAUUAUCUACGGCGUUCAGAUAGAAGCAAACUCGGCGAGGUCUCGGAGAUCGGAGGGCAACAAGUGCUCAAAUAUAAGCAUUCUCCCCAAGACCCAGAACCAACACAAGCUAGACUAGCAGUAAACACACUUCCUAUCCCUCCAAAACGGCGCACAUAUACAACGUGGACCAAGAGAAAGCCAUUAAGAGGUAACACCUUAAUAUGGCACCUAAGGUUAGGCCACCCAGGGCCGGAGGCUCUCCGAUGCCUAGCCACGUCUGCAAGAGGAGUACGGAUAAAGUCAGAGAUUCCAACAGGAAUACAGCAAAUAACCACAGUUAACUGUAACGCAUGUAGAGUGGCGAAAGCUCGCCAACUGGUACGCCGCGCUCCUCGAGAGUCGGUUCAAGUUGCAAGUCCAGGAGAUCGAAUAGCCAUAGACUUCCACCCCAUAUCACCAGGAUAUGCAGGCUAUAGUUCAGUAUGGAUGUUCACAGACAGAGCAUCAGGGUUUACCUGGGACUAUUAUGCAACCGAUCGGACAACCCCCGCCAUCCUCUCGGCGCUAAAAGGCUUCUUAAAUAUAAUGGAAGUACAGUACUCCAAGAAAGUGAAGGUAAUCGAAUGCGACAAUGAGAUCACGACGACCCAUCCACAAGUAUACGCCAAGAUAGUUCAGCAAGGAAUACGAUGUAAACCAUCUGCUCCAAACACACAGGCUCAGAAUGGUAGUGCAGAAAGAGUAGCUGCAGUUAUUAUCCAGAAAAGCAGGGCAAUAAGGGCAGAUGCAAAAAUUCCGGAAUACCUCUGGCCUGAAUCAAUAAAGGCAGCCACCUAUCUCUACAACCGUACGCCAUCGGUUCGGAGACAGCACAAGUCACCAUAUAAGAUAUUCCACUUGGAGUGCGUAGCCAAGCAGUCGGCAAAACCAGACCUAUCACACCUCAGAGCAUACAGAUAUAAAGCGUUUACACUAACAAAGGAUGCACAACUGCAACGCAACAGAUUGCAUCAUCAAACCCCUAGAGGAUGGAUUGGAUACCUAGUAGGAUAUACAUCAAGUAAUUCCUACAGGAUCUGGAACCCGUUGAACAAGGAGGUAUUCUCAACGCGGGAUAUUACCUUCAAUGAACACCAGUGCUUCGACGGAAACACGGCGACCCUUCGAGAUGACCUACGGGCCGAAGACCUAGCGGCGAUAGAGAAACGAAUCAAGGAACUAAUCUCACUUCAGCAAACUCAGCCUAAUCCAUGGCAGAGGCAUCUGGCAAAUGAAGAACCAGAUAAAAUUACUGACGAAAAUGUAGAAUUUAUAAGCCCUGAAGCCGACAACUCGGUAAAGACAGGCGAGGAAUCGGAACCAUACACCCAGUUCAGAUUCGAGCUAUUACCAACACCCCCGGAAUCACCCCCAUCGGGUUUCUUCCAUGCAAUAGAAGAUGACCUAAAGGUAAAGAGGGGUGGUGAGCCAGUAAGUAGAACCCUCGCCGAGAUGCAAGCGAGAAAUCGUAUUCCAUUCAAUAUAGCGUUCCUGGCAGGGACGCUAUAG